AUGAGUUCUGAAGAAGCUAUGGAGGCCAAGCUGAAUGAGAAAGAAAAUCUCAAAUCACUGUCAUUGGAAUGGUCUGAAGACCGCUCCAAUAGUGCAGAAACGGAUGAGCAGCUCCUCGAUAACCUCUGCCCUCAUAUCAAUCUCAAGAAAAUGUGCAUCAGACAAUACCAAGAUUGUUCAUUCUUCAAAAGUAGCAGUGGAUGUGCCUUUCCAUCAUUGAAGGAUUUACAUUUAUGGGACAUGCCUAACUUGGAGGAGUGGAUUGGAGUAGAUGAUGGAUGCAUGUUUUCUCAACUUCAUUAUAUGUAUAUCACUAACUGCCCUAAUUUGAGGGAAAUUCCUGCUCUGCCGUAUAGUCUAAGGGAAUUGAAAAUUUCAAAUGUCGGCUUGACUGCUCUUCCAACAAUAAAUCGGAAUUACACAGACAACAAUCGGCAAGAACAUUCUCAGGGUCUUGAAAGCUUAGACAUCAAACGAUGUGAGAAGCUUGAAUAUGUUCCAACAGAGUUUUUUCAGAAAUUCGACUCCCUCAAAUCACUUCGUAUAGUAAAUUGCCCGAAGUUGACAAAACAUUGGAACUCGGACAUCCAACUGCCCUCUACACUCAAUCAUCUCACUACUGGGUCAUGUGGCGACCUUGAGGUGCCACUGCUAUGGUUGGCAGAUUUAACCUCUCUUUCCGGGUUGAAAUUAGUCGAUUGCGCAACCAUAACAUCCCUUCCCCCAGCGCAAGUGUGUGCACAGUGGACGACGCUUUCCUAUUUAGCAAUAAAGAACUGCAAAGGACUGUCGUCAUUAGGCGGAAUACAAGCUCUCGUAUCCCUCUGUUGGUUAGAAAUUAGAGGGUGUGACAAGCUAAUUCAAGUUGCCCUGCAGCUGCAGCCUCCGUUCCCAAACGAUGUCGGCCAAAAAAAGAAUGCAGUACUGGACCGCUUUUUGAAGAAUGGUGAACUAUCAAUUGACCACCACACGCUCCUGCUCAUGGAGCCAUUGAGAAGUCUCUCCUCCAUCAACUUGUUGACUCUCUCUGAUGCUUCACAACUCACCACCUUACCUGAGGAAUGGCUACUGCAAAAUUGCGCUGCCCUCAAAGAUUUACAAAUAUGGAAUGCGGUCUCCCUUCAGUCCCUCCCCCAGAGCAUGACAAAACUGUGCUCCCUCAAGUGUUUAGAAGUACUGAAUGCUAAUCUCAUCCGGUCUCUUCCAGAUCUGCCUACUUCACUGCGUGCUCUAGUCAUCACCGGGUGUCACCCUGUGUUGAAGGAGCGAUGCCAAGAGAAUGGUGGCCUUGAUUGGCUUAAGAUUGCCCACAUCCCUAGAAGGAUGAUUAAACAGUUGUAG
Molecule: messenger RNA, 1341 nt
Organism: Ananas comosus (pineapple)
Lineage: Eukaryota; Viridiplantae; Streptophyta; Magnoliopsida; Poales; Bromeliaceae
Product: putative disease resistance protein RGA1
Exons: 3
Coding region: 1-1341 (446 amino acids)
Source: RefSeq, a predicted model, not a curated record